AUGAAUAGUCAAAAGUAGUCUAAUAAAAGAAAGUCAAGUGGAAAAUCUGAUUAAGACGAGAGCAACUACAAGUCUAAAGAUUAAAUUAAGGAUCUUAUUAAAAAAGACGAGGACUAUUUGAACACUAAGACUGAGUUGGAAAAGGAAUAAAUCAUGAAGUCAAGGUUCGACAAGCGCCAGUAAUUGCUUGAGAGAUAUGAAUUGAUGCAAAAAUAAAGACUCAUCGGCCUGAAGCCGUCUCUUUCACAGAAUCAAUAAAAACUCUCAUUGAAUAAUAGGCAUCAAAAUCAUUCUGAUCACCCAUCUCAGUGCUCUGACUGCUCUGAUAACAAAAAGAGAAGAUCUAGUUCGAAUAAACCUAGAUCAUCAAAGUCAAGCAGUUCAAGCUCAUCAAGUUCCUCGUCUUCUUCUUCAUCAUCAUCAAGGUCAGAUAUAUCGGACAAGCCCAAAGUGCCUUCAAAAAAAACAAUGGCAUCUACUUAACUAAAAGGUGAUGCCAACACAGCAGCAUUAAAAGAUGCUUCUCCAAUUAUUCUGUCGAGAAAGUAGCUAAUCUGUUUAUUAGACGAAUAAUACUUUGAUGAGAUUAUAAUCGGCGCUCUUGUGAGAGUUUCAUUUGAGAAUAAAUACCGAGUUAGUAAAAUAGUAAAAAGUGUAGAUUCUAUUUGUGAAUAUUUGGUUGAUAAUCCUAUGAAGAUUGUAGGUAACUCUAAGGUUCCAAUGGGAGCUGUUUAUACUAAAAAGGAGAUUUUGUGUAAAUACGGCCAAUUUGAGAAGAAAUUUAAAAUUACUCUUAUCAGCAACUCUGCCCCUACCAUUGAUGAGUAUUUAGCAUUUCAACAAGCAAGAGUAAGAUGCGGCAAGAAAUUGCUGACUAAAAAUUACUGUGAUGCUAAGACGAGGAAUAUCAACAGACUUAAGAAUACUCAACUAAGACCAGAAGAAAUAGCCAGGAGAGUUAAAGAAAGGGUGCAAAAUAAGAUACUAAAAGGUGAUAUCAGUGGAUUAAAUUUAUUUGUUGAGAAGAAGAAACUUGAAAUUGAGAUUCAGUAGCUGGAGGAGAUGCUUAAAGACUCUAAGCUCAAUAGAAAUGAUUACUAAGUUUACAAGAAUCAGGUUCAACAGCAGAAAGACCUAUUGUAUAAAAUGUGCUAACUAGAAUAAAAGGCUUAGGCUGAGUUAGCAGCCUAGAAUGUAAAGGAUGAAGAUCAAGAAAUGAAGGAUGAGAGUGAGCAUUACUAGCACGAUAAGGACUAGCUUAGGAAAAUGAGGGAACAGGUAUUGAAGUAGAGAGAGUUGGAGAAGAAUUUACAAAUGGAAUAAGAAAUGCUGGUGAAAUGA
Molecule: messenger RNA, 1341 nt
Organism: Stylonychia lemnae
Lineage: Eukaryota; Ciliophora; Spirotrichea; Sporadotrichida; Oxytrichidae
Source: the annotation of a GenBank genome assembly